CAAAUCUGUAACAAACUGUAUCUAAGAAAGAACCAACGGUACGUACUCUUCGGCGACAAUGGAGAAGAGUAUCCAACGAUGUGUUCUCCUUGUGACCUUGUCUCUCUUCUUCUUCUCCUUUCCAGUAUCACUCUCUGUUCCAUUCGUUGUGUUUCACGGGUUUGACAAUGCAUGCUCCGAUGAACAAUUUAUAACCGUAACACAGUCCCUUAGCAACCUCUCCGGCCACCCUGGAUCUUGCGUGGAAAUAGGAAAUGGACAUCAAGAUUCCCUUCACAUGCCGCUUACGCAACAAGCGAGCAUAGCUUGUGAGAAAAUCAAACAGAUGCCAGAGCUGAGUGAUGGUUACAACAUUGUUGCAGCGUCUCAAGGAAACAUGGUCGCUAGAGGCCUAAUCGAGUUCUGCGACAAUGCUCCACCAGUCUUCAACUAUGUAUCUUUAGCAGGUCCUCAUGCUGGCAUUGCUGCAGUCCCUGAGCCGUGUAAUGUCCCAUUUUGCUGGCUCCUGAAGGCACUGUUUCCAUUUGUCUACAGCGACCUCGCUCAAGAUCUUGUUGCUCCAAGUGGUUUUGUCAAAGUCCCUACUAAAAUAGCAGAGUAUUUGGAGCACUCCAAGUAUUUGCCAAAGCUCAACAACGAGAGACCUGCCGAGAAGAGCUCUACUUUUAAAGACCGUUUCACCAGCUUGCAAAACUUAGUUCUCGUCAUGUUCGAAAAUGAUACAAUGUUGAUUCCAAGAGAAACUUCUUGGUUUGGAUAUUACCCGGAUGGAGCUUCCACACCUGUUUUGCCUCCUCAAAAGACAAAGCUCUACACUGAAGACUGGAUUGGUCUGAAAACCUUGGAUGAUGCUGGAAAAGUGAAGUUUAUUAGUCUCCCUGGCGGACACGUUGAAAUAACGAAAGAAGAGCUUGUAAAAUACGUUGUGCCUUACCUCCAGAACGAGUCUACGUUAUCUUCUGAACACGAGGCAAUGUAGACAUUUCCAUCUUGAACCCAUGAAUAAAAAAGGCCUCAUACUAAAAUAAGGUCUCUAUAACAAUGUAACAUCAUCAUCUAUGUAUUAUUGAAAUAAAAAAAAUAA
Camelina sativa (false flax) is the source of this 1084-nucleotide messenger RNA. RefSeq lists its product as uncharacterized. The record is from RefSeq and is a predicted model, not a curated record. Gene Ontology annotation, cellular component: intracellular membrane-bounded organelle. Lineage: Eukaryota; Viridiplantae; Streptophyta; Magnoliopsida; Brassicales; Brassicaceae. Gene Ontology annotation, molecular function: thiolester hydrolase activity.